Molecule: messenger RNA, 297 nt
Organism: Nematocida parisii ERTm1
Lineage: Eukaryota; Fungi; Microsporidia
Exons: 1
Coding region: 1-297 (98 amino acids)
Source: RefSeq, a predicted model, not a curated record
AUGAUAGAGUAUAUUACAACGUAUUUUAUACUUCACAUUGAUAAAUUUGCGAUAUACACAAGAACAUCUACAUUUAAGCAGGCAGUUCUCAGCAUACAGCACAGCCUAGAAAGAAAAGAAGUAAAAAACGGCCUUAGAGAUGCAAAGUACUUACCAGUACACGUAUUUUAUAUUCUGCCGUAUUUAGAAAAGAAAGACAAACUUUUCGGAACUGGCCUCCUGGGAAUAUACAAGCAGAACAGACUCAUAUCACAGAAAAUCAGAGAAGUAUUUGGAAUUUCUGCAGAUAUUCUGUGA